UUAAUGGUUGCAUUAAUGAGUCCGUGUUCCCUGGUUCUCCUGUGUUCAGGGGACUUUGUGGAGAGGCAGCUGUGCCGCGACGCCAUCCUCCCCAUGCCCGCCAUCUGUGAGGUGCCUUGCCCAAAGGACUGCGCCCUCAGCCCCUGGACGUCCUGGUCGCUGUGCUCCAACACCUGCUCUGGGAAGAACACGGAGGGCCGGCAGAUGAGGGCCCGCUCCAUCCUGGCCUACAACGCAGGAGAAGCCACUGCAAAGGUGGUGGCGUGGAUCACUGUGAUGCAGGGUUCCCCCUUGCUGUCCACGGUCCCGCUGAUCUUUGGGGGCAUCCAGUGUCCCAACGCCAGCUCCCUGCAGGAGGUGCGCAGCUGCAACGAGCACCCGUGCACCGUGUACCACUGGCAGACGGGGCCCUGGGGCCAGUGCAUCGAGGACGCCUCCAUCCCCACGGGCGCCGCCAACGGCAGCCGCGGCCGCGGGGGCGAGGACUCGGCCUGCUCCGUGGGCAUGCAGACGCGCAAGGUCAUCUGCGUCCGGGUCAACGUGGGCCAGGUGCCCCCCAAAAAGUGUCCGGAGAGCCUGCGCCCGGACACGGUGAGGCCCUGCCUGCUGCCCUGCCGGCGGGACUGCGUGGUCACGCCCUACAGCGACUGGAGCCCCUGUCCGUCCACCUGCCAAGCAGGAGGGAAGACCAAGAAGAAGCAGAGCAGGAGACGUCUCAUCGUCCAGCUGCCGGCCAACGGUGGGCAGGACUGCCCUGAUCUGCUCAGCCAGGAGAGGGACUGCGAGGGCCCGUCCGUCUGUCAGGGCUAUCGGUGGAAGACUCACAAGUGGCGGCGGUGCCAACUGGUGCCCUGGUCGGUGCGGCAGGACAGUCCCGGGGUGCAGGAGGCCUGCGGGGCGGGCCUGCAGGCUAGAGCCGUGUCAUGUCGUAAACAAGAUGGCGGCCAGGCGGACAUCGAGGAGUGUCUGAGGCUGGCCAGCCCCAUGCCGGAGCUCACCCAGCCCUGUCAGAACCCCUGCCAGGAGGACUGCCAGCUCACCGCCUGGUCCAAGUUCUCCGCCUGCACCGCCGACUGCGUGGGGGUCCGCACGCGCAAGAGGCUGCUCGUCGGGAAGAGCAAGAAGCGGGAGCAGUGCAAGAUCAACCAGCUGUACCCGCUGACGGAGACCCAGUACUGCCCCUGCAACAAGUACAACGCCCAGCCCGUGGGCAACUGGUCGGACUGCAUCCUGCCGGAGGGGGGCCGCGCCGAGGGGCCGCUGGGCCUGAAGGUCCAGGGGGACGUCAAGGAGUGCGGCCAGGGCUACCGCUACCAGGCCAUGGUGUGCUACGACCAGGACAACCGGCUGGUGGAGACCACGCGCUGCAACAGCCACGGCUACAUCGAGGAGGCCUGCAUCAUCGCCUGCCCCUCGGACUGUAAGCUGAGCGAGUGGUCCAACUGGUCGCGCUGCAGCAAGUCUUGCGGCAGCGGGGUCAAAGUUCGCUCCAAGUGGCUGAGGGAGAAGCCUUACAACGGGGGUCGGCCGUGCCCCAAGCUGGACCACGUGAACCAGGCUCAGGUCUACGAGGUGGUGCCCUGUCUGAGCGACUGUGGUCAGUACGUGUGGCAGGCCGAGCCCUGGAGCGUCUGGAAGGUCAGCAACGUGGACCUGAAGGAGAACUGUGGCGAAGGCGUGCAGACCAGAAAAGUCAGGUGUAUGCUGAACACCAUCGAUGGGCCGUCCGACCAGGUGGAGGAUUACCUGUGUGACCCGGAGGAGAUGUCCCUGGGGGCUCGAGACAGCCGCCUGCCCUGCCCUGAGGACUGCGUCCUGUCCGACUGGGGCCGCUGGAGCGCCUGCCAACUGCCGUGCAGCGGGAAUCGAACUCGCGAGCGGAGUGCCUACCCUCUUCGCCAGCCUGGCCAGGACAAGGCGUGUCCGGAGACGACGGAGACGGAGGCCUGCAGAUACAACUCCAACUGCUUCCACUACUCCUACAACAUCACCGACUGGAGCACCUGCCAGCUGAGCGAGAGGGCCGUGUGUGGCGCGGGCCUCAAGACGCGCAUGCUGGACUGCGUCCGGAGCGACGGCAAAUCAGUGGACCUCAAGCUGUGUAAAGAGUUGGGCUUGGAGAGGAAAUGGCAGAUGAACUCUUCCUGUGUCGUGGAAUGCCCUGUCAACUGCCAGCUCUCUGAUUGGUCCCUGUGGUCUGGGUGCAGCCACUCCUGCGGUCUUGCAGGUAUGUAUUUAGAAUCCGUCCGGUUCCUUACAUAAGGGAGUGUUUGGCUUCCAUUGAUGCUAAGUCUGACAGACAGACAGACAAGAAGCCCCUGGACAAACAGAGUCUUACUCACUUGAUGUCGAACGCAAUAGACAUGAACAUCUGCAAUGUUCAAUAUAGAGGGGUUUGGGAUCAGGGCAUUGUCAACGACAGUGUCCCCAACACUGUCGUGCCUCAUUAGUCAUUCACCCCUCCGUCUUCACCCCCUCACUGGUUCUCUUACGGUAGCUUAUCUUCAUGUACUGCUUUCUAUACCAUGCGUGUUUGAUAGGAGAGCACUAGGAACUCUGCUUAGGGCAAAAGCAGAAAGCCCAUAACAAAUAUGGCUCUUGAAACCAUUAGGCGUUUUUUUUUAUGGCGUGAGAAAUGAUUGUG
Messenger RNA from Gadus macrocephalus (Pacific cod), 2644 nucleotides. It is a transcript of the gene thsd7aa, whose product is annotated as thrombospondin, type I, domain containing 7Aa. Lineage: Eukaryota; Metazoa; Chordata; Actinopteri; Gadiformes; Gadidae. The coding region runs from base 4 to 2262 and encodes 752 amino acids. The record is from RefSeq and is a predicted model, not a curated record. Gene Ontology annotation, biological process: actin cytoskeleton organization. Gene Ontology annotation, cellular component: plasma membrane. The transcript is spliced from 16 exons.